Molecule: messenger RNA, 3233 nt
Organism: Poeciliopsis prolifica (blackstripe livebearer)
Lineage: Eukaryota; Metazoa; Chordata; Actinopteri; Cyprinodontiformes; Poeciliidae
Gene: ankrd34ba
Product: ankyrin repeat domain 34Ba
Exons: 2
Coding region: 174-1766 (530 amino acids)
Molecular function (GO): protein binding
Source: RefSeq, a predicted model, not a curated record
UGCUGUUGCUAGUGUUUCCUUUCUCUUAGAGUGACACACACAUAAAUCAUCACUUCACUUUGCUGCUCUGCACCAGAAGAGUGAACGUCUGCAGGAGGAUGCUGAUCCUGACUGACUGAAAGCUGACAUCGGUCCUACAACAUCUUGAUUAUCUUAAUCUGGGGCCAAGAGGGAUGGAGGCAGAAGUCUGCAAUCCGGGCAUAGCGAUGGAUUCAGGUAACCCUUUGCUAAAAGCAGUUUUCCUCAGACGACUGAGGCUCACCAGGCUGCUUUUAGAGGGUGGUGCAUACAUCAAUGAGAGUGACGGCCAAGGCCAGACACCCUUAAUGGUGGCUUGUCGGACCAAGCAUGUCGACUCCCAGAGUGCCAGUCGGGUUAAGCUGAUCCAAUUUCUCUUGGAGAGAGGAGCAGAUCCAAACAUUCAGGAUAAGGAAGGACGCUCUGCGUUGAUGCACGCCUGCCGGGAUCAGGCUGGUCCCGAGGUGGUGUCUUUGCUCCUGGCCAGCGGAGCUGACAUCAGCUUAGAGGACCAGUCCGGAACGUCGGCAUUGGUCUACGCGGUCGUGGCCGGAGACUGGAAGGUACUGAAGCUUUUGCUCGACACAUGCAAGGCAAAGGGGAAGGAGGUGAUCAUCAUAACCACUGACAAGUUUCCAAAUAGAAACCUGUCAGCCAAGCAGUACCUAAGCAUGCCUGUAGCCGAUCCCGUCAAUGAGACCGAUCCGAUGACAGCAGCGCCUCCUGCGUCUCCCUCUGAAAUACAGCUGAUCACCUCCCCGCAGUGCACGUCCUCCUCUUUAUGUCCCCCCAAGCAAGUGUUUUCUUUUAAGGAAGGACAGAUCUGCGGUGCCAGCUCCCAUCCGUGUUCGCCGUCUCGGUUUCGAGGACUCGGUCAAGCAACGCCUGGCGGACUGCAGCAACCUCUACAGAGACUGAACUCCGAGCCCUGGUUAAAGAUUCCAGCAUCUCUGCUUUCUGAACCACGCCAGGCAACUUUUAACCAGACCGAAGAUAUUUCCUUUACAGUUCCCAACCUGGAGAGGGACAGCAGCAAUAGCCUCAAAAGCUUCAGACAUUAUGGAAGAAGAUUAGCAAAGGAUAGAAGCAUAGAAGAUGGCAAGAAUGACUGUAGUGAACAUGAAGGAGACAUGAUUUCUUUAUCAGGUCUGCUUUCGUCCCACUCUGCCUCUCACCCCAACCUGCACUCUGGAACUCAUGGCACUGACCCAGCCGCCGGUUCUUCAGCUCUCUGUAGUGCCAGCAACCUUAGUGCGACCUUUCACAGCACGGCCUCAUCCAGCCUUAAUCAUGUCAUACAGACACACAAGCUGAGCGCAGACAUCUACGGCUCCGACCCACAGCUAGCUGUGGAUCUUCAAAGUCUCUCCGAAGAACAGAGAGACAAAGCCCCGUUGGAUGGCAAGAAACUGGCGCCGAUGCGUUGCUCGACCACCAUGGGCUCCAGGGACUCCCUGAAAGGCCAUAGCAAGAGAGUCUUCUCUUUGUAUGAGCGCCGGGGGUCUGGGACGUUCCUGCUGGAUCACAACCAUCAGGCCAGGCCAAGAUCUCUGCCACCGUUGACCAAAAACCCCAGCAUCAACGUUGCUAGUAACAGUUUGGGCAACGGAAGCGGUUUCUCCGAAAAAGAGCUUGGUCAGAAGGGUUUCCUGCCCAGCGCCCCACCUGGACAACCCAAGGAACUGACCCGGAGGAUGCUGCUGAGGAGACACUCGAUGCAGACCGAACAGUUCAAAAGCUCCGUCUGAAAGGGGAAGGGAGAGUUCACUGUGUUCUAGGUGGCUUCCGUUGGGAAAUCAUUGGGAAAUUUGUCACGAUAAAAAUAAAUGAAAAAAAACAAAGUAUACACCCUGUUGCAGAUUGAAAGACAAGCUAAUCUUGACCCAAUAUGUUCAGCAUUGAUUUCCAAUGAAUGUCUGUUUUAUUAAUGGAAAUGGAAUAAACCAACCCUCUAAGCCAGAACCUGGUUGACCCGCCCUAAUGAACAACAACGAGAAAAUCCUGAAGAAGAUCAUUGACACUGGAACUUGAGCUCAAGCGUUUUGUGUGAAAACACAUCUUUACUUUUUGGUUUUUAAGUUUCAGUGAUGCCUUAACGUUCUGAUAUCAUCUUCAUGUGCUUAUUUUCAUAAACGUUCGUUAUCUCAACCUCAUUUUUGUUUUAAUCCUAUCUUAAUUUACCUCUGUUUUACCCCAUCCCUCUUUGUUUUCUUGUUUGACAUUCAUUUCUUAUUUCUGCUCAUUUCAACUUGUUGCACCACCGUUCUCCAGUUCUUCUUCACAGCACUGUACCUCAGUGACAGUCCAGCGCCAGGAUGUGCUGUGUUGUUUGUUGCUUCAGGUUCUGUCCGCUCUGUUCCAGGUAUGUUGUAAAAAUGAUACUUUGUGCUCUUUGUGUGCCUCUCAUCCACAUCGAGAUAGACUUUGGGGGAUACCUUAAAAAAAAAAACAACUAAAAAAUCAGUCUACCAAUGUAGACAAGUAGAGAUUUUGGAAAUGCUAAAAUACCAGCCUAGUUCAUUCUCUCUCACCAUCUGUGCUUAAAAUAAAAAACUAGCGGUGGAGCCGUUUGUAGAGGCUUUCCCAAUAUUUCCCACUUCCAUAUUGUUCCAUGAAACCUUCAAGCAUGAGCUGAAAGGCUUAAACUCUGUCUGUAAUAACUGAUGUAUCACUGUGAGCUUGAUGGAAAGUCAAUAAAUCCUCAGAGCGGAGGAAGGUUCCAGUUUCAGCAGACUUUACUAUUUAAAACUUGGCUUUAUUUUUUUUCUUUGCUUUCAACCAAACAACUUGAACGUAUAGUUUGCUCUCGUUUUGAUGUCCGGAAACUAGUGGAGGAAUGACGUCGUUUUUCUGCCCUGGUCUUGUAUAAAAGGCUUCAGCACAACUUUCCAAAGAAGAGACAACCCGGAAUCAAAGCCUGAGUUCAAGCCUGGAUUUACAAUUUGACCUUCAAAAGUUACAAAAGCAAACAGACACACUGAUGGAGAUGUGUGAGGAUCAGCAAAACGAAUGGCAGUUAUGCCCCCUUGUGGCAAUAAUGACCGAUGAGUCACAAGGCACCGAUUCACACUGGAUGUCAAUACUAAUGCUAUGAAAUGUCUGCUGUCAAAAAAAAAACAGAAAAAAAAAAUUCUUCAUAUUAAUGUUUAAAAAUUCUUUGUGAAAUUCUGUUCCUGACUGCAAAUGUUUAAAAUGUUUGUUGCUCAGUUGAAAAA